AUCAUAUAGGCCUCUUAAGAAUUCUACACUUCAUUUUGUUCCCCUUUCAUAUAUAGGAUUAAUCCGUCGCCUGAUGAAUACUCAAUAACCAUAUUCUUCCAAGAAGAAUUUACAUCGUAUUGGAAAUGAGCCAAUUACUCUUGGGGAAAGCAGCUAUCGUAACCGGAGGGUCGCGAGGCUUGGGAGCAGAAAUUGCAGUUCAACUUGCAAAACACGGGGCAAAUGUCCUCAUCUCGUACAACAAAGCACAAGAAGAGGCCGAAAAGGUUGCUCAGACAAUUCGACAACUAGGUCAACAAGCUGUUAUUGUUCAAGGCGGUAGUAUGGACCGAGAAACUCCAACGCGAAUUGUCCAGACUGCUGUGGAAAAUUACGGAAAGAUCGAUAUCAUCAUAAACAAUGCCGGAGUUGGUGAUGAUUGUUUGCUAAAGGAUAUAUCGCAUGAUUUCUGGGAUCUAGUGUAUGAUACCAACGUGCGCAUGCCAGCCUUCCUGUUGAAAGCUGCCUUGCCUUUUCUCGGUCUUGCACCACGAAUCGUCAAUAUCUCAAGUAUUGCUGCACGAGCAGCAUAUGAGGCUACCUCGGUAUACUCAUCAUCCAAGGCUGCAUUGGAGGGCCUUACACGUUCAUGGGCGAUUGAGCUCGGCCACAAAUACAAUGCGACGAUCAACUGUGUCAACCCUGGGCCAAUCGCGACAGACAUGAUGGCUGAGGCGCACCCAAAUGCCAUGGAUUUCUGGAAUGCCAAAGUCAAGGAAACUCCAGCGUCACCAAGAAUGGGAACGGUUGACGAUGUUACUCAGAUUGUUAUUUUUCUAUGUGAGGAUCGGAGUCGCUGGUGCACAGGCAGCGUGAUUAAUGCUAAUGGAGGAUUGGUUCCUGUUUGAUUCAUAGUAAAGAAAUGAGACCUUGAAUACAAAUCGAUCUUUUCAUACAUAGGC
Molecule: messenger RNA, 941 nt
Organism: Talaromyces proteolyticus
Lineage: Eukaryota; Fungi; Ascomycota; Eurotiomycetes; Eurotiales; Trichocomaceae
Product: putative short chain oxidoreductase/dehydrogenase
Exons: 1
Coding region: 126-887 (253 amino acids)
Molecular function (GO): oxidoreductase activity
Source: RefSeq, a predicted model, not a curated record